Tribolium castaneum (red flour beetle) is the source of this 715-nucleotide messenger RNA. Its product is annotated as cytochrome c oxidase subunit 2-like. Gene Ontology annotation, molecular function: copper ion binding; cytochrome-c oxidase activity. The transcript is spliced from 2 exons. Gene Ontology annotation, biological process: ATP synthesis coupled electron transport. Gene Ontology annotation, cellular component: membrane. The record is from RefSeq and is a predicted model, not a curated record. Lineage: Eukaryota; Metazoa; Arthropoda; Insecta; Coleoptera; Tenebrionidae.
AUGGCAGAUUAUAAAUUACUUUUUUUAGAAAUAGCAACCUGAAAAUUAUUAAUACUCCAGGACAGAGCCUCUCCACUAAUAGAGCAACUUUCAUUCUUUCACGAUCACACUUUACUAAUUCUAGUAAUCAUUACUAUUUUAGUAGGGCAAAUAAUAACGGGACUAUUUGUUAACAAAUUAAUCCACCGAUUCCUCUUAGAAGGACAAAUAAUUGAAUUAAUCUGAACAGUUUUACCAGCAAUCACAUUAAUUUUCAUUGCACUCCCGUCAUUACGACUAAUUUAUAUUCUAGAUGAAACUAACAAUCCAACCAUUACAAUUAAAACAAUUGGACACCAAUGAUACUGGUCAUAUGAAUAUUCAGAUUUUAAAAACAUUGAAUUCGACUCGUACAUAAUUCCUCAAAAUGAAAUAAAUAACUUUAACUUUCGCCUGCUAGACGUAGACAAUCGAAUAACAAUUCCAUUCCUUUCACAAAUUCGAAUUCUAGUGUCAGCAGCCGAUGUAAUUCACUCAUGAACAAUUCCAUCCUUAGGAGUAAAAAUUGAUGCAACCCCUGGACGUCUCAAUCAAACUAGAUUUAUUUCAACCCGAUCAAGACUAAUAUAUGGUCAAUGCUCAGAAAUUUGUGGGGCAAACCACAGUUUCAUACCUAUUGUAGCAGAAAGAAUUGCUCCAUCUUAUUUCAUUAAAUGAAUUUCAAAGAUAAUUCAAU